Messenger RNA from Epithele typhae, 297 nucleotides. RefSeq names its product kinase-like domain-containing protein. The transcript has 2 exons. The annotation marks the transcript as partial. Gene Ontology annotation, molecular function: protein serine/threonine kinase activity; ATP binding. Lineage: Eukaryota; Fungi; Basidiomycota; Agaricomycetes; Polyporales; Epitheliaceae. Gene Ontology annotation, biological process: protein phosphorylation; mitotic DNA damage checkpoint signaling. Gene Ontology annotation, cellular component: cytoplasm; nucleus. The record is from RefSeq and is a predicted model, not a curated record.
GUGCAUGAUCAAAGGAUCGUACACUGUGACCUGGAGCCAGAGAAUAUUCUCCUGACGGACCCGCCCAACGUGAAGAUUUCCGAUUUUGGGCUAGCGAAGGCCAGACAAUCUUCAAGGGGAGCAUCUAUCGCGAGCCGGCGUUCCUCCCAGAAUUUCUGCGGCACCCCAAUAUACCUCGCGCCUGAGGUGGCCGUGCUCGACGCGUUCCCCGCACCGGACGGGUACUCGAACCUCAUUGACAGCUGGCGUGAUCGUCUUUGUGUCCGUUCGGGCGCCGCGAUCGAUGCAACGCCCUGA